Trichobilharzia regenti is the source of this 4218-nucleotide messenger RNA. The record is from the annotation of a GenBank genome assembly. Lineage: Eukaryota; Metazoa; Platyhelminthes; Trematoda; Strigeidida; Schistosomatidae.
CGCAAAAUAAAAAUAAUGGUGAAACUAUCAAUGAUAACGUAAAUAAAAGAAUAUAAGGCAUGUUAUACAAUAUACACUGUUAAUUGCAAAUCAUCCACCUUAGCUACAAAUCUUCUCUAUUAUUUCAGAACUUAUACUUUCCAUCGUUAAUAUAAUUAUAAUGAGAAAUUUAGGAAACAAUUAAAAUAAGGAAAAUGAUUUGUACGUCUUCAGUAGGUUUGCAAAGACAUAAAUUCAUUCCAAUAUCUCAGUUUAGCCGGUGUGAGGUAAAGCUGAUAUAAUAACUACUGAUCGUUAAUUUGAAUUUAACUGUAGAUUCACGGACGUAUGUUCUGUACUGAAGAACUUAUUGGUGGUAAUUUCACGCCCUAUGAUGGCAUGAACGCUUGUUAUAUUAUUAAUUCAUAUUUCGGAGUCUCUUGUUUUGUUAUUACCGUCUUCAUGGAGUAUGAAGUUGUAGCAGCUAUGCCGCUUUGUAAUAUUAUAAUAUCCCUCUUGUCGUUUUAUGCAGAUAACUGUCCAUAUGAUAUUUAACACUGUCACGUUACCUCUUUGCUAAUUUUAUAUCUAUUUAUUUAGACUAGUGGUUAAUUUGCAUCAUUUUUAGAUAACUGUAAUUCCAGAAAAGCGCUAUGUGGUUAUUUACAAAAGGGGAUUCAGAUGGUUUGUUAAGUUCAGCCACAUCACUUGGUUUGAGUUUCUCUCAUGAUCCAGUUCCGGGUUUCUGCGUUGAUCCACCAAAUUCAGAACAGUUAGGAUCAAUUCAAGGUCCAUAUAAUUUGACAUGGAAACUACUCCCUGGUUUAAAGAAAAAAUCCAAAGAAGAAGUUACUAUAUUUAUAUGUAACCUAAACUCUAGUAAUGGGUCAAGUGAAAAUGAAUCACUUUUAUCUUCUCUUCAACGUACUGCCAAAUGGAUGAAAACACUGCGACAUCCAAAUAUGCUUACCUGGGUUGGAGGUACAGAGAUAGGAUCAGGAAAAUUACCUAAUGAAUUUGGCUUUGUUACGGAACGUGUAUUACCAUUACGGAAAUAUCUAUCCCUUAAGGCAGACUGUGGAAAUUUCAAUCUUCUGUCAUCGUGGGGCAUACAUCAGAUUGCUAAGGCGUUAAUUUUUUUAAACGAUGAUGGAAAAUUAGCACACAAUGCUGUACGCUUAGAUAGUGUAUUUGUGACUACAGCUGGUGAAUGGAAACUGGGUGCUUUAGAUUUUGUUGGACCGAUUAAUGAACCCCCAUCAUCUUCCCGACAAACGGUUGGUUCCGCAAAUGGUAAUACAGCAGAUCCAUAUACUCCUCCAGACGAUCGUCUUGUUGAUUCAUGGGGUUUAGGCUGUUUAAUAUGGGAGAUAUUUAACCCGUUUACAACUUUAAAAGAUCGUGCCCAAUUGACAGAAACUACCUAUCUGAAAAGCAUUCCUAAAGCUUUGGUUUCUGACUAUCGAAGACUGGUAGCUGCAAGUGCUACAAAAGGUGGAGUGAAACGUUCUACUGUUGCUCAAUUCCUUCGAUCAGCUCGUAACUCUGAGAAAGAAGGAUUUCUAGCUAAUGAUUAUGUUGAUACACUGUUGUUUCUAGAAGAGAUUGAAUUAAAGGAUAGUCAGGAAAAGUCCACAUUCCUCAAGAAUCUUGCAACACAAGUGACAAGUUUUCCAGAUGAUGUUUGCCGUCAUAAAAUUCUACCACAUUUGGUCAAUGGUUUACGUUAUGGAUCAGCUGGAAUUGAUGCCCUACUCCCUGUAUUACGUCUUAUUCCUUUACUGUCUGAAGCUGAUUUUCAAUCCUAUGUUCUACCAUGUCUUUUAAAGUUAUUUUCAUCACCAGAACGUGCAACACGUGUACGCCUACUAGAACAUUUACCCGACUUUAUACAACAUUUACCAACAAAAGUUAUUGAAACACAAAUAUUUACACCAGUUUCUGUUGGUUUCACAGAUACUCAUCCUAUUGUACGUGAAGCUACUGUACGUGCAAUGAUUCAUUUAGCGCCAAAACUUUCAAAUAAGCUAUUAAAUGAAAAUUUAAUUAAACAUAUUACUGUAUUACAAGUGCGUGAUGAACAAGGUGGGAUUCGAACUAAUUCAACUGUAUGUUUAGCUAAGCUAGCACCAUACUUUUCAACACAAACUCAACGUGGUCCAAUGUUGAGUGCUUUUCUUCGUGCAACUCGUGAUCCAUUCCUACCGAAUCGUCAAGCUGCAAUAACUGCACUGGCUGCUACACAAGAAUAUUAUACAAAUGAUUUACUAGCUGGGAAACUUCUGCCAUGUUUAUCAUUUCUUACAACUGAUCCUGAAAAAUCAAUACGUGAUGAUACAUUUCGUGCUAUGCGUGGAAUACUAGACAGAUUAGAGCAUGCAAGUGAAAACAAUACAAUCAAUCAGCCAUCAGACAGUCAAACAACAGAUAUCAACGAUCCUUCAAAUCCUACUUCACGUCUCAGUACAACUGGUGUAGCUGCAGCUAGCGCUCUAACUCAAUGGGCUUUAUCUGCUUUAUCUUUUUCUAGUCGUCUUUUACCAGCCUCAUCCUCAGCCACUACUACCACUAAUACUACUAUAACCACAGAAAGUGUAACACAACCAACGAAUAAACAAGAACCAUCAAUAUCUAAUUCCACAUUUUUAUCAUCAAUGAAUAAAACUUCAAAAGUUAUUGAAAAAGGGGAUGAAAAAUUAUUUGGUAAAAAAGACAAUUUGGAUAUUUCAAACAAAUAUCCCUCCUCAAAUCCAACGUCAAAUAAACCUCUUAGUUUGAAAAAGAAUUUGAAUUCAUUAGACCUUGUAGAUACUGACGAUAUUGACAUCGAUGAUGGCGAUGAUUGGAAUGUGGAUUUCGAUGGGGAUGAUAACGACGUUGUUGGCACCGAAAAUGCUGGUGACAACAAGUCAACAUUAUUAAAUGCACAAUCAAGCAACAGAACAUUAAAUUCUGAUCCGAUUCCUCUUGUAGCCUCAUCCUAUUGGAAUGAGAAUCAAUCAAGUCAAACGGCAAAAUCAAAGCUUACUUCAGAUUGGGAUUCAGAUUCAUUUUUCGACAGUCUUACUUUACAAGAGAAUACCUCUGGAGGUAAAAAAGUAGUCAAAAAGGUGGAUAAUGGUAGCAAGUUAUCACAGUCUUCUACAAAGUUAACAAAAACAAAAAAACAUUCCAAUAACCAAGUGACAAAAGUAUCCAACAAGCCACCACCGCUAACCGCUACUGAGGUUAAAAAUUCUACUGAUAUACCCUCGUCUAAGGAAUCAAAAAAAUCUAUGUCUCCUGGUGUAAAUAACAGUACUACUACUACUGAAACAACAGACGAUUGGGGUGAUUGGUAGCCCCCUCCUGCCCCAGUGGGAUGCAUAUACAUACAUACAUACUCACACACGAAUGGUUGCGUAACACGUGAUAUUUACACUUUGUAAAUACUCCUCACCCAUUAUGGAGGGAGGGGGAAUUCUGUGUAUAUUUAUUUAUUCAUUUUUUGAGUUGAUGAGUUGGGAAUAACCGCAUGGGCUUUGUAUGCGUGCGUGUGUGUGUGUGAGGGAGGGAGAGUGCACAAUGCAGUAAAACAGCUGUGUUCUCUCUCUCUCAUAGAGACUUGUGCUUAGUUAGGCUGUGUGUGCAACUUCUCUUUCCGCUUUGCUUCAUCACUUGUACGUAUGUAAUAUCAAACAUGUGUUUUAGACCACUCUAUACUUUAUCGAAUUAUUUUCAAUAUAUUAACAUAUAUAUAUAUAUUCAUUCUUUGAUAAAAAGCAAGUGCUUUCAUGUAUUAUGCAACUUUUGCUAAUGGUGCCUUAUUAUUCAUAUUAUUAUUAUUAAUAUUAUUACAUAUUAUCGUUAUUAUUUCAGUAUAGGAGGCUAAUGGGAAUAUAUUAAAUAACUUAUUUAGUUUAUUUAUUGAUUGAUUGAUAAAGUGUCAUUUUAUCAACUUUAUGUUUGUUUUUUUAUUUAAUUUUACUUAUCUGUCGGUCAGCAUCAAAUCUAUUCCGAUUACGCUUUUCUUUUUAGUCACUUGUGUUUUCUAAUCUCUUGUUUUUUCUAAGAAGUGAAAGCCGAAAAAGAUUUAAAAAAAAUUAUACAUAAUUAUGUUCCAUAAACAGAUUAUCGCCAUAUUUUAAUGGAGUAAUAAGAAAAGAGAAAGUCGUGAACAGCGAAGCCAGCGUUCUUUUUUGGAUCAAUCAUUUUUUUCACGGGUAGUUGUACAGUUGUUGUAUGAAGACAAUCUGCGAC